CAGGAAGCCAGGGUCUGCGGAGAAGGGAGAUUUGUAGACCCUCCUCAUCUGGAACUACAAACCCCACAAGGCUUUUCGCCGGGGUCAUUUGACUCCUGACCGCAGGGACGGAAGCCAUUUGUUGCCAGGCAACAGAAACUCCCACCGGGUUGUGGAGGGAGACAGCGAUAUGUGCGAGGGCCCUUCCCGCAUCUCUGGGCCCAUCCCCCCAGACCCUACCCUCUGCCCUGACUACUACCGACGGCCAGCCUCGGCCCAGGGGCGCCUCCAGGGAAACUCGCUGAAGCUGGACCUGCUGACUUCGGAUCGCGACCUGGACUCCAACCCUCCCCAUGGCCCCCGGAUCAGGCCUGGAGCCCGAGAGAUCCUGGAGCGUGGCCAGCGAGGCGUGGGGGAAGUGCUGCUGCAACUAGGAGGCAUCUCCCUUGGUUCAGGGGUCUCUCCGAAGAGGAAGGUUCCCAAAGACUACGAGAAGGAAAACCUCAAGCGGAUCAGAGAAAUUCAGAGGCGCUUCCGAGAACAGGAACAUAGCAGGGAACAGGGCCAGCCCAAGCCCCUGAAGGCACUGUGGCGCUCACCCAAGUAUGACAAGGUGGAGUCUCGAGUCAAGGCCAGGAUGCAGGAACCUGGCCCUGCCUCUGCAACAGAGCCUCCCUGCUUCCUGCGAGCACACUCCCACUGUGGCCCUGGGCUCUCACCAUCCCAUGUCCCCAGUCCUCAGCUCACUCCACCAGGUCCCAAAACUAAGGGGGCAGGCCUGGGUGUGGAUUUCAUUAGUCACAAUGCCCGAGCUGCCAAGAGGGCCCCCCGGCACCAUACCCGCUCGAUGCAGGUCCUUGCACAGGUUUUGGAGCAGCAGAGGCAAGCCCAGGAACACUACAACGCCACACAGAAGGGCCACGUGCCACAUUACUUGUUGGAGCGCAGGGAUCUGUGGCGGCAGGAGGCUGAGGCCCGCCAGCAUUGCCAGCCAGACCCUGCCAUACCCCCAGGCCACACACUCAUGCCUGAGAAGCAACGGCUAGAGACACUGAACAAUCUGCUCCAGAGCCAGAGCCAGCUGCUACGUAAACUAAUUUUGCUCCCUGCUGGUGCAGACUCUUUAAGAGCCCAAGGUCACCGUGCUGAGCUGGACCGGAAGCUGGUGCAAGUAGAAGAGGCCAUCAAGAUCUUUUCCCGCCCCAAAGUUUUUGUGAAGAUGGAUGCCUAAGCCCCCUUUUAUGGAAAGGGUGGCAGGGAUAUCCAUGCUGAGGAUCACAAGGCUACAAAGGGCAGGGUUCUAAGACAGGUGCAGUGGGGUGGGCAGUAUCUCCAAAGCACUCUUCCUAGUCACCAGUGGCUGCAGAAGGGCCAUCCUAGCCUUUCAGCCCCUUUGUCAGAAUUAAACCUUUUGUAACACA
Nannospalax galili (Upper Galilee mountains blind mole rat) is the source of this 1400-nucleotide messenger RNA. RefSeq names its product enkurin domain containing 1 (gene Enkd1). The transcript is spliced from 8 exons. Gene Ontology annotation, cellular component: cytoplasmic microtubule. The coding region runs from base 170 to 1210 and encodes 346 amino acids. Lineage: Eukaryota; Metazoa; Chordata; Mammalia; Rodentia; Spalacidae. The record is from RefSeq and is a predicted model, not a curated record.